CGGGCUACUGAAACUGAAGCCGAAGUGUGAAGUAGCAGGUGCUACUCCGUUUUCAAUAUACAUCGACUAAAUACAAGAUAAACAGCGCACGAUUUUAAGUAUUUUCAGUUAUACUUAUUUAGAGUAAUCAGCACUAAUAGGAACAUGUAACGUUAGCAUCUUGCUAAAUAUCGCGCCAUGCAUUCACGAAUAGCGCCAGGAUACAUUUAGGAUAUUUUAGACAUACUUGAGUUAGCAUUACACUGCGAAUUAUGUGCAGACACAGAUAGAAAGCCUACAGCAAACCGGUUAUGGUUUGGCAAAACACAGCUGCCUAAUAUCCUGUAGCAUUUAUAAUGACAACACGGAAAAGAAAGAAAUCUUUACCUCAGGCAGAGUCCUCCAGCGUUCAGACUCACAGUGAACCUCUGAAGAGACUCGGUCUAUCUGACACGAACCCUGCCGGUCAUCUUCACAGCCCUUAUUUCUCGACGAGAGAGUCUGUCAGACUGAGUUACAGCUUCUUCGAUCAGCCCUGUGUUGAUCUGGCAAAGGCCUUUCUCGGCAAGGUGUUGGUGAGGAAGCUAACCGAUGGCACUGAGCUCAGAGGAAGGGUUGUGGAAACCGAAGCAUAUCUGGGUGGAGAGGACAAAGCGUCCCACUCAGCAGGAGGGAAACGCACAGAGAGAAACACGGCCAUGUUCAUGAAACCUGGGACCAUCUACGUCUAUCCCAUCUACGGCAUCUACCUCUGCAUGAAUGUCUCCAGCCAAGGGGAGGGGGCGGCGGUGCUGCUGCGCUCGCUGGAGCCUCUGAGCGGCCAGGAUGUCAUGAGGGGCCUGCGAGCAGCCAAACGCAAAGCGGGAGCCAGAAUCCUUAAGGAGAAAGAGCUCUGCAAUGGUCCGUCCAAGCUGUGCCAAGCACUAGAUAUACAGCGCUGCUUCGACCGCAGGGAUCUGGCCACCGAUAGCGAGGUGUGGCUCGAGGGAGACCCAGAAGCAGAGACCGCUAGCGCUGGAGAGGUGGUGUCGACGUCCCGGAUAGGGGUCGAGUCUCACGGCGAAUGGGCGACCAAACCGCUUCGUUUCUACAUGAGAGGACACCCGUGUGUGAGCGUGUUAAACAGAGAUGCAGAGCGCCAGAUGCAGUCCUCCACCGAUCUUCAAAUCGCCGAGACGGACGGCACGGUCUGAUGAAAUGUUGUUGGGUGAUGAGGUCACCCUUUUAAAGGAUUGUUUUAUCAAAAAGGGAUCAUUUAUUUACCAUUGUGUCGCUUUGAAUCUGUGGUUAUUCCGUUUAACACCAAAGGAGAUGUGUAGGAGAAUGUCCAAGCUGCUCUUUUCCAUAUAAUACAAGUGAAGUUUAAGUCAUUAUUCGGCAAUAAUAGUCUCAUCUUUCUCGUAAAGCCUUCCAAAUGAGAAGAAUGUAGCACAUCUGCAUUCUGUGCUCGUUUGGUCAAUUUGGAGCUUGAAAGCCCCUGGUGACUAAUCGUUUUCACUGUAGAGAACAAAAAAGAGCAGCAAAAAAUUACCGGAAGAGAAUCACAAAGGGGUGGAACGACAUAAGAGUGGGUAAAUAAUGAGAAUUGUAAUUUUUGAGUCAACUAACCUUUCGAGUUUUGUAAGAGCAUGUUUUUUUUUUUAUUGCAUAUUCUUGUUAUUCCUGGUGCUUAUUGAUUUUACAGAUGUUUGGAAAAUCAUUUGCACUUCGAGGCAAUUACAACCCCCUUUUCUCGUUCUCUGUUUCUCCACACUUAAUCUUCAUGGCACGCAAUG
Molecule: messenger RNA, 1754 nt
Organism: Puntigrus tetrazona (Sumatra barb)
Lineage: Eukaryota; Metazoa; Chordata; Actinopteri; Cypriniformes; Cyprinidae
Gene: mpg
Product: N-methylpurine DNA glycosylase
Exons: 3
Coding region: 336-1172 (278 amino acids)
Biological process (GO): base-excision repair
Molecular function (GO): DNA binding; alkylbase DNA N-glycosylase activity
Source: RefSeq, a predicted model, not a curated record